Molecule: messenger RNA, 3655 nt
Organism: Anneissia japonica
Lineage: Eukaryota; Metazoa; Echinodermata; Crinoidea; Comatulida; Comatulidae
Product: beta,beta-carotene 15,15'-dioxygenase-like
Exons: 8
Coding region: 254-1825 (523 amino acids)
Biological process (GO): carotene catabolic process; retinal metabolic process
Molecular function (GO): beta-carotene 15,15'-dioxygenase activity; carotenoid dioxygenase activity
Source: RefSeq, a predicted model, not a curated record
GUAGAUUCGGUUCACUUUGAAUAGUCAGUCCACACCAGCCGGUACUUGGCUUCAACACUCGUUCUCCUAUCCUCCUUCUUUCCAUCACUCUCCUUUGUACAGAUUGAACACAAUAUACUGUUGCACAUGCGGGCCUAGCAGAGAACUGACAGAGAGUUUUUCUUAAGGGACUAAUUGCACCUACCUCAUUUUUGAAGCGUUUGUAAUUAUUCUUGUCAUUCGCAAAUAUUAAGACGGAUACUUUGAAGAUACUAUGGCAAAGAAAGAUCCACAUUUCGCACGACUGUUUGAAUCUACACUAGAGGAGCACAUUGAACCAGUAGCAACAAAAAUUACAGGUAACAUUCCAGAAUGGAUCAAUGGUACAAUGAUUCGAAACGGGCCAGGUCUCUUCGAUGUCGGAGAAGAUUCGUAUAAACAUUGGUUUGAUGGCCUUUCACUACUCCACCGGUUCAGUAUAGAGAACGGCCAGGUUACGUAUCAAAGUCGUUUUCUCCGAAGUGAAGCCUAUGAAAAAGCAAUGAAAUACAAACGGAUUGUUAUGUCGGAAUUCGGAACUCUCGGAAUUCCGGAUCCGUGUAAAAAUAUAUUUGAACGAUUCGCAUCACAUUUUCUUCCUUUAAACAUUACUGACAAUGACGUCAUCAAUUUUAUGAAGAUCGGUGACGAUCUGUACACUCUUACAGAAACGCAAUACAUGCGGAAGAUAAGUACAGAGGAUUUAACGUCAAGUGAAAAUAGGGUUGAUCUAUUCCGCACAUUUGCCGUCCUCACGCAAAGUUCGCACCCACAUAAAGACGUAGAUGGCUGCACGUACAACAUGGCUUCAUCGUACCUUCUUGGAUGUUACUACAAUAUUGUAAAAUUUACUCCAAAUUCAGGUCCCGAUCCGACAAAAGCAGCAGAAAUAAUAUGCAGCAUUCCAGCAACACGGUGGACUAAACCAAGUUACUACCACAGUUUCGGAAUGACAAAAAACUAUUUCAUAUUUCUUGAACAAUCACUCUAUAUUGAUGUUCCUAGACUUGCAAUGUCGACUAUGCGAAGAAAAACGGUUAGCUCUGCUUUAUUCUUUGACAAAAAUGAGCCAGUGCGGUUUCACCUUGUAAACAGAGAGGAUGGUAGUAUCGACAAAACACAGUAUGUUUCCGACGCCAUGUUUGGAAUGCACGUGAUCAAUUGCUACGAAGACGAUGGUCAUAUCAUAUUUGACAUGUGUUGCUACGAGGACGGAAACCUUAUUAGUAAAUUUUAUUUGGAUUACUUGCGGAACGGAGAUGCGCAAGGCAAAACUGAAUUCCCAUCACCACAAUUGAGAAGAUACGUUUUACCGUUGAAUGUUGGCAAGUGGACACCACAAGGUACCAAUCUAGUAACAUUAACAUGUAGCACAGCCACAGCGAAGCUGCAGAAGGAUGGACAGAUCUAUUUGGUACCAGAGUGUAUGUCGGAACUAGGUAUAGAUAUGCCAUGUAUUAAUUAUGAAAAGAACAAUGCAAGGCCAUAUCGAUAUGCGUACGGAACAACCAAUGUGCCAAAAGGAGGAUUUGUAGAUGCGAUGGCAAAAAUCGACCUCCAUACGAAGGAGUAUAGGAUAUGGCAAGAACCAAACUGUUACCCUUCCGAGCCAAUGUUUCUGCCGGCACCUGGUUCUGUUGAAGAAGAUGAUGGUGUUGUAAUGUCGUGUAUUGUCAAUUCACAACAUCGUAGCGCCUUUCUUCUUGUUUUAGAUGCGAAAACAUUUCAGGAAGUAGGUCGAGCCCAGCUUCCGAACAAUAUAGAAUGUGGAUUAACUUUCCAUGGACAUUUUGACCAACGUUCCUGAGGCUGUACAAAUCGCUAUAGUUAAUAAAAAAAACCGUCAUUUCAUCACUGCUGACAUACUUGGUGAACUCAGGGACUAUGUUGAUCUCAUCUGUACUAGAAAUGUCGUCCUCCAUGAGCGCGCAAUGGUGAAUCGUAUCACCUUGCGAUUAGCCACGCCCAUUAGUGCGUCCUGUCCUUUUGCAGCUGAAAUCUCCAUGGUAUAAUAAGGGAUAAAAUCUAUCGGUAGACUGUGCCAGUGAAUUACUUCUGGACAUCAGGACUCUUGUCGCAGCUGAGACAAUAAGUGGUAACAACUUCACAAAGUCGGUCAUCAUCUUGUCCAUAAUGAACGGAGUCACCUUGGCUUCUACUUGGAUUGGUUGUGUAUUGUGCACAUAAUUAUGGUGUGUAGUGUGAACAUGUACCAGCACGAGGAAGUGUUGUUGAUUCUCAGAUAUAUGUAUCAGGGGGCGCUACCAUUAUUGAUUGAUUAUUAGGGGGCGCUACCAUUAUUGAUUGAUUUCUCAGUAAAUAAUACUGAGAGAGAAAGGGAGAGAUAGCAAUGAAUGACACUUUAUUCGUUUGCAUUCUACAGCAUAUUCAAAAUGCUAUGGACAAUUUCCAUUAAGAUCAAUUGGAUAUGUGUUUGUAUUUAAAUAAAAUAUUGUAAAACAUAAAUUAAUGAAAAUCUCAUGCCUGUGCGAGAGAAGGAGCUAUAUGGUAGUAAAUUUUUGAUAAAAACCAGAGCAAUUAGGCUCAUCUGAUACAUGUUUAUUUGUCACGUGAUAUGCUGUCAAUAAUCUAAAAUUGUGCAAUAGUUUUAUAACCGAAUUUAAAGAGUGAAACCUUGAUAAACAUUGUAUAGAAUUUGGUCACAUGAACAAAAACUUUUUACAAUUAUGUAUUAUCUGCUGUAUAAAGCUUUGUGUUCAGCUGGUGAUUUUCUAUGUAACUAAAAUGCUUGGAUUAAAUUAAACAUAUUCAUUCAUAUUAGAUAUAGAUGAACAAUAUUAUUGGGGACACAAUAAAACAUAAUACUGUAAUAACUUAUAUAGGCCUAAUAUAUUAUAAUACUAUUUAUAAAAAUUCAUGUACAUAUAAUCAUAGCUUUAGAACAACUAAGCCUCUAUUUCAAAUAGUGUAGUUAACGUUUCCCAAAAUUUUCAACCCACCGGUUUCUUAUUGAGAAAGAUCCACGAGUCCACUUGAUAAAAUUCGGGUCUAUGCAUGUAAUUAGUCAAAUAAACACCCAGAGCUUUUUACUACAGCGCGUAGCCUAGUCAUGUGAGCUGACACUGUGGGUCAAACAACAAUGGUGUUGCCAUCAUCAACGAAUUAUUAUCGACAAAGUAAGAGUCCGUUGUUUUUGUCUUGAAGCAUUGUAUUACAAGUAUUGCCAUGUAUAAUUGCCGUCCUCCUCCUAGUCUAAUUAUAAUCUCAUUUGAUAUUGUAAGUCCUAAGAUAUUUGUAGCUUGCUGUUUUCAGUGGGAUGCAUGGUGUCAUAUAAAACUAUAUACAAAGUAACAUGCUUGAUCAUACCAAAGUAGGAAGAGUAUUGAUAAAAGUAAUGCCGGUACACCUUGAAGAGGAUUGUCAGAUAAAUCAGCUUGUUCACGACAAAGUGUCGUCAUAUUCUUAGGUCGACAAACAAAAACAUACAUAUAUCUAGAGCAGUUUUGUUUCUUACCCGGCAGACAGGAAAAAGAUAAGCAUUUGCAAUGGUUAUCCCCACUCCCCCACCUUUUUUUUUUAAAUAGAAUCAUUAAUUAAAGAGACGUAAUUUUGUGUCCACCAUAACAGCCACUUGAUGCAAGAUAGCCGAUAUAAAAUCGCCAGCUUUGCCUUUAAA